CGCUGUCGUUUAUCCCCUCUCAGUUUCCCGGUCCCCUUUGUCUUCGGUUCUUGUCGUUCUUCACCCAUUAGCAAGCCAGUAAUCCAAGUUCCUCUCUCCAAUCCUGAUUGCUGGUUACUCUCCUCUAUCAGCGGAGCUGUUUCUGUAGUCCUUUUGAAGUUUCUGUCCAGAUCCAGAUGUGUUUGUAGGUAACAUUUAAUGUUUGUAGCUGAAUUAUAAUAUGAAUAAGUUAUUGGAGUUUGGGAGGAAAGCACUUUUCUAUGUGAGGGUUCUUUCUGGUUAUGAAGAACGUCGAAUUCGAAAUUUUAGAUUACAGCUUGAGAGGCGUCUCCAACAGUUACUCCAGCGUGUUGCAUGCGGUAAAUCCACUUGCAUUAGAAACAAUGUCUCUGUACAGGCAGAAGAAAGAAAGGCUGCCUUGAGAAAGAUCCCUGAGCAGGCUAUAUUAUCAGAGGUUCGCCGUAUGGUUGAGGAGAUGCAAACUUUAAACAAGAAGCUAGAAGAAACUGAGGCAGCCAUUGAAGAGUACUUUAAGCCAAUUGACAAGGAAGCUGAAAUUAUAAUGAAGAUGCAGCUUGAAGGGGAAGAUAAGUCGAUGAAGGAGAUGAUGAAGGCUAUGCAAACGCAAGCUACGCUUGAAAAAGCUGAAGCUGAAAAAACCGCAAAUGCACAAAUACAGGCUAUGCUUGAAAAAGCUGAAGCUGAAAGAACCGCAAAGGCACAUAAUUUUGAUGGAAAACAACAAAUCCAGGAGACAGAUUCCCCCACCAAGCAGCAUUCUCAGAUGAGAUGAAUUUGGCAGUGACUUUACUUAAAAAGAGUAGAACUAGCUUUGCAAGAGUGUAUCUCUCCCUUUGGCUUUAUUUUUUGGGAUAUGCUUUCUGAGAUCUAAUAGGGUCCUAUAAUCCACUUAAACAGUUUGAAUAAGUUGAAACAGCUCUGUGAAAUUUAGAUAAGAAGUUUUCUCUAUAUAUUGUCGAAAAUUAUUUGCUCUGAUUGCAGAGAUAAUGGUAUAAGUCAGGAAUGUUAUAUUGCA
Molecule: messenger RNA, 1036 nt
Organism: Jatropha curcas
Lineage: Eukaryota; Viridiplantae; Streptophyta; Magnoliopsida; Malpighiales; Euphorbiaceae
Source: RefSeq, a predicted model, not a curated record